CUCGCGCGCCGUCCAACGCUGCAAUCUUGCAAUCUCCCUCUGCUCGCCCGCGCACCCGCUGCAAUGCCGCUAAUCAACGAAUCCUAUGACGCCCUCCCUUACGUCGACGCCCCGCCCGACGAGGCCAGCCUUGCCGCUGCGAAGGCCCUCGUUGAGAAAGACAUCCAGAGCAGUGGCGUAGAUGCCGCUCAGCUGCACCCCGCCCUCAUUCCCGCUGCGUCGUACACGCCCAAGUUCUCCGCCGCUGUCGAGCAGGAACAUGCGCGCCUGCAAGCCGAUCCAAAGUCCAAAUUCUCAGCUGUCGACCUGAAGCGGUACGAGGAUCUCGAGGCGCCGCCGAAUACAAGCCCCACCAGCGACGAGGACCGACCGGAGGUGCUCGCGCAGUGGAACGCGGCGCUGAAGAAGGCGUACACAAGCUCCGAGUACGUCAGUGCGCGGUUAAUGGAGCUGGGGCUGCUGGAGAAGUUCGGCAAGAAUGCAUGGUUGAUCGGCAAUUCGCAGCUGGAAGAUAUACUGAAGUCAAUUGAGGCGGAGCUCGCAGAUGUGAGGAGGCAGCAGGAAGAGAUGGAAGCGCUGCGGCGGUCGCAGCAGGAGAGCGUGAGCGGCGAGAUGAAGACGCUCGAGGAGACGUGGAAGCGGGGCGUGGGACGGGUGCUGGAGACAGAGGUUGCGGCAGAGGGCUUGAAGCAGCAGAUACUGGACAGGAGGCGGGCAGGCGCUGUCUGAAACGUUUUCUGAGUCCCUUCACACUGCGCGAUCGCCGUGGUAGGUGGGCAUAGACACGUGGCGGGGAUAAAAUAUGAUACCCAAAUGCUGACUCCUUACUUAUACAUGGUCUAGCCACCUUGGCCCCGUCCUCAGCCAUAUCUACACCUCCGUCGGGGACCACAUUCCCCGUACCCUCAAAUUGUGACCUGC
Molecule: messenger RNA, 921 nt
Organism: Trematosphaeria pertusa
Lineage: Eukaryota; Fungi; Ascomycota; Dothideomycetes; Pleosporales; Trematosphaeriaceae
Exons: 2
Coding region: 64-729 (221 amino acids)
Biological process (GO): mRNA processing
Cellular component (GO): Prp19 complex; catalytic step 2 spliceosome; precatalytic spliceosome
Source: RefSeq, a predicted model, not a curated record